AUGCUGACAGAUGGUUGGGUACCAUGUGAAGAAAACAUUGCAGAACAAAUAGAAUUAGGCUAUUAUAAAUUUAAGCCUUACAGGCCAAAUGUAAAUAAUACUGAGGAUUCCGUAGCAGCAGAAGAAACAAAAUUAGAGAUAUCAUUAUCAAAGCAGUCUGUGGAUGUACAUUGGAACCUGUUGGGCCCUUACUUGGGUCAAUAUAUCGUGUACACGGGUGAGAAUACUGCUUGGCUAUUAUCUAAUAGUACAAGUAGUAAACUAGCUAAAAGUAUUAUUAAACGAUUAACGAACAAACAUAACUUGGGCGGUAUUCGACUUGUUCGUGGAUAUCCUGCCGUAGAAGAAUUAACCAAGAAAUCAAAGAUAUCAACAAAAUCAAAUACAUCUACAAAUGCUCCAUUAGAUGAAGAAAACAGCAGUAAGGAAGAAGAACAGGAAAUAGAAAAGAAUGAAGCAAUGGAUUAUGAUAAUGAAAAUAGUGAAGAAGAAGUAAGAAAUAUAGACCAUCUUAUAUUUGUCAUUCAUGGCAUUGGUCAAAAAAUGUCUGAAAGAACGGGACAAACCUUUGUACACGAUGUUAAUAUAAUGAGAAAAACGAUAAAGUUAGCUUAUAAUUCAGCAAUAGUUACAACUUCAACUCCUAAUAAACCAAAUGGAAUACAAAUUUUACCAAUUAUGUGGAGGCAAGAUAUUAAAUUUGGUAUGGCUGCAGAUGAUGAAGGUUAUGAAGCUGAUCUUGGUACUAUGGGUGUAGAUGAUGGUUGUCCUACUUUAGAUGAAUUAACUUUAGAAGGUGUACCAAAUAUAAGAACAGUUAUUUCUGAUGUCUUGAUGGAUGUUCCACUGUAUAUGACACCACGUUAUCGUGAGCUUAUGACACAAAUUAUUGCAAAAGAACUUAACCGAGUUUAUUACUUGUUCUGUAUGAGGAAUCCUGAGUUCGCAGAAAAAGGCAAAGUUUCGAUAUUUGGACAUUCGCUUGGGGUAAAAUGA
Molecule: messenger RNA, 996 nt
Organism: Cokeromyces recurvatus
Lineage: Eukaryota; Fungi; Mucoromycota; Mucoromycetes; Mucorales; Mucoraceae
Exons: 4
Coding region: 1-996 (331 amino acids)
Cellular component (GO): cytoplasm
Molecular function (GO): glycerophospholipase activity
Source: RefSeq, a predicted model, not a curated record